AUGAUUACCGGCAUCCACCACGUCAACUUGCUCGUGCCCGAGGGCACGCUCGACGAUGCCUUUGCGUUUUACGGCGAGACGCUCGGCUUGCAUUCGACGCCGGUGCCUCAGCUGCAACGGGGGAGGAUUGCUUGGUUCAACAUCGGAGAAGCCAGCGGCCAGCAGAUUCAUAUUGCCUUCGGCCAGAACGAUCCCGGCGCGUCACGCCAUCCCUGUUUCAAGAUCGGGUCGCUGCAGGACUUGCAGGCACUGCAAAAGCGGAUUUGGGAUCAUCACCAACGUGGAGGGAGCGCGGCGCCGAUGGCAGCGGAUCAGCCGGGGGAGCAGAACUCAGGUGUGCACAUCUUCUUGUUUGGUGGUUGA
Molecule: messenger RNA, 363 nt
Organism: Talaromyces rugulosus
Lineage: Eukaryota; Fungi; Ascomycota; Eurotiomycetes; Eurotiales; Trichocomaceae
Exons: 2
Coding region: 1-363 (120 amino acids)
Source: RefSeq, a predicted model, not a curated record